This is a messenger RNA of Saprolegnia parasitica CBS 223.65, 507 nucleotides long. RefSeq lists its product as hypothetical. The coding region runs from base 15 to 464 and encodes 149 amino acids. NCBI's taxonomy places the organism in Eukaryota, Oomycota, Saprolegniomycetes, Saprolegniales, Saprolegniaceae. Gene Ontology annotation, molecular function: phosphatidylinositol binding. The record is from RefSeq and is a predicted model, not a curated record. The transcript has a single exon.
CAAGUAGCCCAGCCAUGUCGCUCGCCACGCUCCGCAGCUCCGUCAUCGACGCCCGUCGCGAGGGCAGCCACACCGAGUACGCGAUCAAGGUCCAGGUCUCGAUCGAUGACGAGUCGAUCGUCAUCUACCGCCGCUACUCGGCGUUCGUGCAGCUCCAGAAAUUCGUGCUGCGCCACCUCAAGGAGGGCACGUGCUGCAGCGGCGGCCGCUGCCUCCUCGAGUCGUUCCUCAAGUCGCUUUUUGAGACCGAAUUUCCGAACGCCAACUUUCUCUCGAAAAACUCCAAGUCGGUCGUCCAGGACCGCGUCUACUUCCUCAACGACUUUCUCAUGCGCCUGCAAGAGACGAUGGCCAAGUGCCCGCCGCGCAUCAUCCAGCGCUGCGAAACCGAGGGCUGCAAGGUCUCCAAGCUGCUCAAGAGCUUCCUCGGCGCCGUCAGCGUCAACCCUGCCCACUACGAGUAGACCUUCUGCCUCCUGUAUAUUUAGUACGAUUCAUCCUCUCGUC